This is a messenger RNA of Mesocestoides corti, 867 nucleotides long. Lineage: Eukaryota; Metazoa; Platyhelminthes; Cestoda; Cyclophyllidea; Mesocestoididae. The record is from the annotation of a GenBank genome assembly.
UCAUCGCCCUUCCGUCAGUCGGUGGUAGGGAAAAGGCAAUUGGACUCAGCCCCUCGUUUGGUCGCCACGCGUCCCCGAACAGACCAACCCACCUUUUCUGAUGCCAGCGCUUUGUCACCCGUCCCUGAGUUCUCGGCAGUUUCGCCCCACGUCCACGUUCUCAACUUCGACACUCUCAACGACGCCUCCGAUGACAAUGUGUCCGACUCUCUUAGUCUACCCUGUCAUGAAUCUUCUCCUGUCACGACGCCACUCACAUUUUCCCCCAACAAUGAUGAUAUCUUCGCGGUGCAGACACCCACCAAGUCUAUCAGCGAGUCUGACCAGCAAUCGUUUCAUCUGAUCAGUCCACCGUCUGGUUUUGGCUACCUCGGUGGUGCAAGUACCUCCAACUUGAGUGGUUUUAUGCAACCUCGGAGGCUAUUUUGUUCCAAUGGACCGCUAGAAAGAAAGCCAUCUUCUCCAAUGGAUCCAAAUUUUACCGCCGUCCCUUCAUUUCCUCCGAAAAUCUUCAUGUCUGACGCAGAGAGAUCAGCGAUCUCUCUCAAUCAAAACUUGUCCAAGAAGUCCCUCCUACCAGCUGUGUCGUCUGUUGAAACUCAACUACAGCCUCCUAAAGCCUCUAACAGCGACUCAAUUGCACUUUCAAUGGCCAAAAUCACUGUUUGGAAUCGAAUGGCGGCCUCUGCUAAGGCUACUUCGUCUACAAAACCGACACAGCCCCCUGUGGAUCCCUCGAAACGCCGACUGGGGUUUCCGCGCCAUGCCACCUCCACUCUGCGCCAGAGCUUGCCCUUUCCUGUGCAGAAUCAACCUCAGCUCUCCAUACGGCGCAUUCUGCAAAUAGGGUUCGAGGUGAGUUCAUGA